Molecule: messenger RNA, 2299 nt
Organism: Amphibalanus amphitrite
Lineage: Eukaryota; Metazoa; Arthropoda; Thecostraca; Balanomorpha; Balanidae
Product: nephrin-like
Exons: 13
Coding region: 332-2299 (655 amino acids)
Source: RefSeq, a predicted model, not a curated record
GCGACCGCCCCCGGCAAGACGGGUCAUCCCGGGCGCAAUCAGGUGGACCCGCUGUGACCUGCCGCAGUCAUCCCAGGUAUCCAGAGGAGACUGGAGUUUGAAGACCGACAAGCGCAGGUCUUUAUAGUGGCUGAGACUUUUGGAUUGUUCGGCGAGGGCAGUUUGCUCCGGACCACGUGUUUUGGACAUGAGUAGGAAGUGUCAGAUGGCUGGCAAGGUAGGGUGACCAGGUUUACGGUUACAUACUUUUUCUGGACCAGGCUAGGCUCAGGAGAUUGACUGAUUGAUUGACCUAGAGCCGAAGGCUAGACGUCAAAACGAAGACGGAACCAUGAAGCAAUCUGCACCGGGUCUCCCUCGCCGCAGCCUGGCUGUUCUACACGUGCUCGUCAUCUCAGUCAUCGGCGUCGGUGGCAUCACGGAUAACGGCUUUGUGAUCGAGGUGGAGGGAGUGGCUGGCCACAGCGUGGACCUGCCGUGCGACACGAGCACCAUCAGCGCCGGCGACCAGGCUGUGCUCGUGCUCUGGUAUAAGGACGACGACGGCACGCCACUGUACAAUUUUGACGCGCGAGGCGAGCGCUCAUUCUCCGAGGGCUCAGUGGAGCAGGAUCGGUUUCGUGGAGGACGAGCUCAGUUUGUGACCAACCGUGACCCCCCUGCGCUGCGGCUACACGCUGUGACGGCGGCCGACGAGGCGCUCUACCGGUGUCGGGUGGAUUUCCGAUCGAGCCCCACGCGAAACCAGCGCGUCAAUCUCACCGUCAUCAUACCACCGAACCCGCCGGAGAUUCUGCACCGUGGCCGUCAGGUGAUUGGCAGAAUCGGACCCCUGGAGGAGGGCGCACCGCUGCACCUCACAUGCCAGUCAGACGGAGGAACCCCGACUCCUCGGUUGGCCUGGAUGUGGGACGGCCGAGAGGUCAACGCAUCAGCAGUGCCAUCUAGCGACGGUCGAGUGUACUGUGAGUUACACCUGCCACCGCUGAUCCGCGACAACCUACACGCUCGUCUUACAUGCAUUGCUUCGAACACCAACGCCAGCAAGCCGGCGACAUCAGAUGUGGAGCUCGACAUUUACUUUCGACCACUGAGUGUGGAGAUGCUGGGCUCCUCGCUGAACUCCAUGUCAUCGGAGCAGUCGUACGACCUCCUGUGUCGUACUUACGGCUCGCGGCCCCCUGCCAAUAUCACCUGGUGGAUCGGGAGCAGACGCCUCACCGGACACAAACACGCGGCGGUGAGCCGAGGUAACGUCAGCAGCAGCUCCGUAUCGUUCCGACCCAGCGCCUCUCAGCACGGCCUGCCGCUCGUCUGUCGAGCCGAGAACGACCUCGUCUCCAACGGCAUCAUCGAGGACAGGAGGACUCUCAACGUCCGAUAUGCUCCACAAGUCAACCUUCGCUUGGGAAACGCCUUGGACCCGAAUAAAAUACAAGAAGGAGCUGAUGCUUACUUUGAUUGUGAAAUACAAGCAAAUCCCAAAAUUUACAGCGUCAAAUGGAAUCAUAAGGGUAUGCCGGUGGAGCCGAGCUCCCAGCUGGGGGUCAGUGACAUGGUCACUAUCAGCGACCGGAGCCUGGUGAUCCGCAACCUCAGCCGGCGCGCCUCUGGGCCCUACAGCUGCAGCGCUUCCAACCCGGAGGGCGAGGGCGUCAGCCGGCCGGUCCAUCUCAGCGUCAGGUACGCGCCCGUGUGUCGGCCGGGUCAGCCGCGGCGCUAUGGGGUGACCCGCAGCCAGCCGACCCCGGUCACAUGUCAGGUGGACGCUGACCCGCCCCAGGUCACCUUCGCCUGGCGCUUCAACACGUCGCUGGAGACGCUGGACCUCACCAACUCAGCGGCCACCUCUGAUGGCUUGGCAAGCACUAUAUCGUUUUUGCCUCGAGCGGACCAGGAUUAUGGCCAGAUGAUCUGCAUGGCUACUAACAGCAUCGGCCGAAUGGUGCGGCCCGUGUGUUCAACGCCGUCCGGAGCCCUGCACGACUGCCUCGUGCUCAACCAGAGCUCCGAGUCCCUGUCAGUCCGCUGCAAGGCCGGCUUCGACGGCGGACUGGCACAGCGCUUCGUGGCGGAGCUUCGCGAAGCGGCCGGUCGCCGACUGCUGCGCAACCUGACCCAGGCUAAGCCUGAUUUCUCGGUGCGCCACCUGCCUGCCGGACUGCGACUGCGACUAGAGCUUUAUGCAGAGAACGACAGAGGACGCAGCGAGCCGGUUACCAUCGACGGUCUGACGCUGCAGGCGGCAGAGAAACGCGUCAGCAACGACGCUCCACCCAUCUGCAGGAGGUGUCCAUGA